CGCUGCAUUGUUUUCGAAUUAUUAUUGAUCAAAUAUGAAAUUUGACAGUAAAAGUUGAUAAUUGGCAUAGGGCCUGGAUCAAGUCUCUGUGACGUAACUUAAGGAACAAGUCAAGCGCUUGUUAUCAACGAUUAGAUGGCGGAGUUGAAUUCUGAUUCGGUAAGCUCUCAUAGUUCGCAAUGUGAUUCGGAGUAUGAUUAUAUUCCCGGUUAUGUCAUCGAAGAUGAAACAAGGAACAUUAAUGACCAGGAAUAUAAUAUAAUAGAUGAAAAUCACGGCGAGUCCGAGUCCUAUCUAUACGCUGAUGAACCAAUGGCCGAACAAGCAUGGUAUGAAGACUACGUGGAAAAGUCAAAUGAACAUAAAAAGCAACUUGAAAUGCUACAAAAAAGACUUGAUCACACAGUUGAGUUGAGUUCUUGGUGCAAGUGUGGUUUUUGUCAAGUUACACUUCUUCAGAAUCCUCUAGAGGCCUGGUGCUGCCAAAAACUUAAGUCUGUAGCUGAAAGCUUAACACACCAGUCGGUUCUGGCAGAUCUGUGAACUAUUCCAUGUUGUGUCACUCUACACCCAGGUUUCAGACCAGUUUGUUUGGAAAAGU
This is a messenger RNA of Xenia sp. Carnegie-2017, 601 nucleotides long. RefSeq lists its product as uncharacterized. Lineage: Eukaryota; Metazoa; Cnidaria; Anthozoa; Malacalcyonacea; Xeniidae. Bases 136 to 543 code for a protein of 135 amino acids. The transcript is spliced from 2 exons. The record is from RefSeq and is a predicted model, not a curated record.